Gadus chalcogrammus (walleye pollock) is the source of this 578-nucleotide messenger RNA. RefSeq names its product doublesex- and mab-3-related transcription factor 1-like. Gene Ontology annotation, molecular function: DNA-binding transcription factor activity, RNA polymerase II-specific; RNA polymerase II cis-regulatory region sequence-specific DNA binding. Gene Ontology annotation, cellular component: nucleus. Gene Ontology annotation, biological process: sex differentiation; regulation of transcription by RNA polymerase II. Lineage: Eukaryota; Metazoa; Chordata; Actinopteri; Gadiformes; Gadidae. The record is from RefSeq and is a predicted model, not a curated record.
CUCCCUUUGUUCUUCUCUUGUUUUGGUUUAUCAAGAAACCAAAGUUUCAAGGAAAGGAUGAGCAUUCAGGAGGACGUCAAGCAGCAGCACCUUGCCGGCCCGGGACCCAUGUCCCCAGCCCCGUCCAGUACCAAGAAAACCCCGAGGAUUCCCAAGUGUUCCCGAUGCAGGAACCAAGGACACAUGUCUCCAUUGAAGGGACAGAAGCGUUUUUGCAUAUGGAGAGAUUGCCAAUGUCCGAAGUGCAAACUUAUGCAGAGAGUAAUGGCGGCCCAGGUGGCCAUACGUCGUCAGCAGGCCCAGGAAGAGGAGCUUGGGAUAUGUAGUCCCAUAACGCUGUCCAGCUCAGACAUGGUGGGGAAGAAUGAAGCGGGUGGCAACUGCCUGUAUUCAGUGGAGGGCUGCUCCCCUACCACGUCCUCCAGCUUCUCUGCAUCAACCCCCAUCAAAGGACGAGAGUAACGCCCUCUCCAUAGCGCUGGAGGCCGGACACAAGGACAUCGCCGUGCUGCUGUAUGCACACGUCAACUUCUCCAAAGCUCAGUCCCCGGGUGCAGAAAGACGUCGCCCAGUCCCAC